GGACAACCAGACCACCGUCUGCUGUGACAGUGAAGCUCUCCCAACACCGAAACAGACCGAGGAAAAAAAAUCACACCACCACGCAAAUCCUGCCAAUGGAGGAGGGCCAGGACGUCUGCAAGCUAGCCACCUAGCUCAACUCCAGGGAGAGGAGACUAAAGUUAUUCCUGUGCAGUGAACGCGUGGACCCUCCUGUCACUUUCCAACUCCUGCCUCUGCUCUAUGGCCUUAAGCUUCUGCCCCAGUCAGCAGCAGCGUGAGUAGACGCCGUGCCCCCUCCUCGGUGACUCCCCUCUCGUGGGAGAAACACAGCGUCGCCGCCAUGUCGAGCAUCACCAUCGACCCCGAGCUCAAGCCCGGGGAGUUUGUCAUUAAGAGUCUAUUUGCUGAGUUUGCUGUGCUGGCGGAGAAGAAGAUCGAGAUGGUGAUGGCUGAACCGCUGGAGAAACCUCUGUCCCGGUCCCUCCAGAGAGGGGAAGAUGCACAAUUUGACCAGUUAAUAAGCUCUAUGAGCUCGAUAGCAGAACACUGUUUGCCCUCCUUAUUGCGCACACUGUUCGACUGGUACCGGCGGCAGAGCGGCACUGAAGACGAGUCGUACGAGUACAGACCUCGCUCCAGCACCAAGUCCAAAGGGGAUGAACAGCACCGGGAUAAAGAUUACCUUCUGGAACGGAGGGACUUAGCCAUAGAUUUCAUUUUUUGUUUAGUUUCAGUGGAAGUUCUAAAACAGAUUCCUCUUCAUCCAGUGCCAGAUGUUUUAGUACAUGAAGUUCUCAACCUGGCAUUCAAGCACUUUAAACACAAAGAGGGGUACUGUGGCCCUAACACUGGCAAUGUGCACAUCAUUGCAGACCUGUACGCUGAGGUCAUCGGGAUCCUGACACAGUCAAAGUUUCAGGCGGUAAGAAAGAAGUUCAUCACAGAGCUGAAGGAGCUCCGGCAGAAAGAGCAGAGUCCCUACGUGGUCCAGAGCAUCAUCAGUCUCAUCAUGGGCAUGAAGUUCUUCCGGGUGAAGAUGUACCCUGUGGAGGAUUUCGAGGCUUCGUUUCAGUUCAUGCAGGAAUGUGCCCAGUAUUUCCUGGAAGUCAAGGAUAAGGACAUAAAGCACGCUCUAGCCGGCCUCUUUGUGGAGAUCCUUAUCCCUGUCGCAGCAGCCGUGAAAAAUGAAGUCAAUGUGCCGUGCCUGAAGAACUUUGUGGAGAUGCUGUACCAGACAACGUUUGACCUAAGUUCCAGGAAGAAGCACUCUUUGGCUCUGUAUCCACUGGUGACGUGCCUGCUGUGUGUCAGUCAGAAGCAGUUCUUCCUCAACAACUGGCACAUCUUCCUCCAGAACUGCCUCUCGCACCUGAAGAACAAAGACCCCAAAAUGUCCCGUGUAGCACUGGAGUCCCUCUACAGACUGCUGUGGGUCUACAUUAUCAGGAUCAAGUGUGAGAGUAACACUGUCACGCAGAGUCGACUACUCAGCAUCGUUUCAGCACUUUUCCCAAAAGGCUCCCGCAGCGUGGUGCCCAGGGACACGCCCCUCAACAUCUUCGUCAAGAUCAUUCAGUUCAUAGCUCAGGAAAGACUGGACUUUGCUAUGAAGGAGAUCAUCUACGACCUCCUGUGUGUGGGCAAGUCUCACAAAACCUUCGCCAUCAACCCAGAGCGGAUGAAUAUUGGCUUGCGGGCGUUCCUGGUGAUUGCUGACAGCUUACAGCAGAAAGACGGGGAGCCUCCGAUGCCUACGACAGGGAUCAUCAUGCCCUCUGGUAACACGCUGCGUGUCAAAAAGAUCUUCCUCAACACCACCCUCACUGAUGAAGAAGCCAAGGUCAUAGGCAUGUCACUUUACUACCCACAAGUAAGAAAGGCCUUAGAUAAUAUCCUGAGACAUCUGGACAAGGAAGUGGGACGCUCCAUGAGCAUGACCAAUGUGCAGAUGUCCAACAAAGAGCCUGAGGACAUGAUAACGGGAGAGAGGAAGCCAAAGAUCGACCUGUUCCGGACGUGUGUGGCCGCCAUCCCCAGACUGAUACCAGACGGCAUGAGCAGACAGGACCUGAUCGAGCUUCUGGCAAAACUGACGAUCCACAUGGACGAGGAGCUGCGGGGCCUCGCCUUCACCACCCUCCAGGCCCUGAUGGUGGAUUUCCCAGAGUGGCGGGAGGACGUCCUCUCAGGCUUCGUGUACUUCAUCGUCAGAGAGGUGACCGAUGUCCACCCUACUCUGCUGGACAACGCGGUCAAGAUGCUGCUGCAGCUCAUCAGCCAGUGGAGGCAGGCGGUGCAGAGCAGCAACAAGAGUCACGACGUGCAGAGCUCCAGCAGCGGUCACUCUCUCCCCCUGGACCGGACUCCGUUGGGCGUGCUGCAUGUGGUGGAGGGUUUGGCUCUGGUGGUGCUUUGUAGCUGCCGACCCGCGACACGCAGGCUGGCUGUCAACGUCCUGAAGGAGGUCCGAGCGCUUCACACCGCGCUGGGCAUCGGAAAGGGAGACGAGGAGUUGGCCAUCGAUGUCAUGGAUAGAUUGAGUGCAUCAGUGUUGGAGAGCUUUAUUCAUCUCACAGGAGCUGACCAGACCAACCUGCUGUACUGUCCCAGUGGGAUUGAUCUUCAGACGCUGGCUGAGUGGAGCUCGUCUCCCAUCAGCCACCAGUUUGACGUGGUGAGCCCGUCGCACAUUUGGGUGUUCGCCCACGUUACUCAGGGCCAGGACCCCUGGGUCAUCAGCUUCUCCAGCUACCUGCGGCAGGAGAACCUGCCCAAACAUUGCCCCACUGCCCUCAACUACGCCUGGAUGUUUGCCUACACCCGCCUGCAGCUGCUGUCGCCACAAGUUGACAUCAACAGCCCCAUCAAUGCCAAGAAAGUGAACAGCCUGAACAGCAGCGACUCCUACGUUGGCCUUUGGAGGAACUACCUGAUUCUCUGCUGCAGCUCCGCAACCUCCUCCCCCUCCAUGUGCUCCUCCUCCUCCUCCACCUCUGGCUCCGUCCGCUGCUCCCCGCCUGAGACGCUGGCGUCCACGCCGGACAGCGGCUACAGUUAUGAUUCAAAGAUUGUUGGCACUCCGUCCCCCUCCUCCCUGUUCAAACACAUCGUUCCCAUGAUGCGCUCUGAGAGCAUGGACAUCACAGAGUCUCUUGUGUUGGGGCUUGGCAGGACCAACCCCGUUGCCUUCAGAGAGUUGAUAGAGGAGCUGAACCCCAUCAUAAAAGAAGCUCUAGAGAGAAGACCUGAAAACAUGAAGCGGCGCAGGCGUCGUGACAUCCUCAGGGUCCAGCUGGUCCGGAUUUUUGAGCUGCUGGCCGAUGCUGGAGUCAUCAGUCAGAUAGCCAGCGGAGGACUGGAUGGAGAGAGCCACUCUCUGAACAGCACACUGCUGGAGUAUGUUGAUCUGACCAGGCAGCUGCUGGAGGCUGAGAAUGACAAGGACUCUGACACACUGAAGGACAUCCGCUGUCACUUCAGUGCACUCGUGGCCAACAUCAUACAGAACGUCCCAGUGCAUCAGAGAAGAACCAUCUUCCCCCAGCAGUCACUGAGACACAGUCUGUUCAUGCUGUUCAGUCACUGGGCCGGGCCUUUCAGCAUCAUGUUCACCCCUCUGGACCGCUACAGUGACCGAAAUAUGCAGAUCAACCGUCACCAGUACUGUGCUUUAAAGGCCAUGUCCGCGGUGUUGUGUUGUGGACCUGUAGCUGAUAAUGUCGGCCUUUCCUCGGACGGCUACCUCUACAAGUGGCUAGACAACAUCCUGGACUCUCAGGACAAGAAGGUCCACCAGCUGGGUUGCGAGGCGGUGAUGCUGCUGUUGGAGCUGAACCCGGAUCAGAGCAACCUCAUGUUCUGGGCCGUGGAUCGCUGCUACACUGGCUCCCGUCGCGUGGCCGCAGGUUGCUUCAGGGCAAUUGCUAAUGUAUUUCACAACAGGGAUUACCAAUUUGACACUGUGGUGCUGCUGAACCUGAUUCUGUUCAAAGCAGCUGAUUCUUCCCGGGACAUCUACGAGGCAGCCAUGCAGCUGUUACAGAUCCUGGAACCCAAGCUCUUCCGUUACGCCCACAAACUAGAGAUCCUGCGAACGGAUGGUAUCCUGACCCCUCCCUCACCGCUGCCACACCUCUACUCUGUGUCUUACUACCAGCUGUCUGAGGAGCUCGCAAGGACUUACCCAGAGCUCACUCUGCCCAUCUUCUCAGAGGUGAGCCAGCGUAUCCAGACAGCACAUCCCGGUGGUCGUCAGGUCAUGCUACACUACCUCCUGCCCUGGAUGAACAACGUGGAGCUGGUUGACUUCAAGCCCACCAUACGCAGACCUGAGGACUGCGGCAGUGGAGAGGAGGAGGAGGAUGUGCACGAACGGGAGAUCAUGAUGGUCAACAGCAGGAGGUGGCUCCGAGGAGAGGGCUGGGGCUCGCCGCGUGCAACAACCAUGGUGCUCAACAAUCUCAUGUUCAUGACUGCAAAGUACGGAGAUGAGUUUGCUUGGUCGGAGAUAGAGAACGUGUGGACGACGUUAGCAGACAGCUGGCCAAAGAACCUCAAAAUCAUUCUGCACUUCCUCAUCAGUAUGUCAGGAGUCAGCAGUGACCCAAGCCUUCUGCCCUACGUGAAGCGAGUCGUGGUUUACCUGGGCAGAGAUAAGACUAUGCAGCUGCUGGAGGAGUUGAUGUGUGAGCUUGAGUUGACAGAUCCAGUUAACUCAGCGGUCACUCACAUGGACAACCCCCCGUAUUACCGCAUCACCUCCAGUUACAAGAUCCCCUCAGUCACCUCAGGAACAACCUCCAGCAGCAAUACCAUGGUGCCAGGAAAUGAAGGUCAUCAUGACAGCAAGAUCAAAGACUCCAACAUGGAGGACAGUUACACCCACCUGGAUAUCUACAGCGGUCUGAACAGCAACCUGAACCGUCAGCACCACCGUCUGGAGUCUCGCUACAGCAGCAGCUCUGGAGGAUCCUAUGAGGAAGAGAAGAGUGACUCCAUGCCUCUGUAUGCUAACUGGCGUUUGAAAGUGAUGGAUCACAACCGGCCCGAGCCGCUCCCCUUCCCUCCUACAGGAGGCUGUUGGUCUCCUCUUGUGGACUACCUUCCAGAAACAAACGCACCAGCUGUACCUCUCCACAGAUGCAACAUCGCCGUCAUCCUGCUGACAGACCUCAUCGUAGACCACGGGGUCAAAGUGGAGUGGAGUGCCUACCUGCACCUCUUGCUGCAUUCAAUUUUUAUAGGCUUUGAUCACCAGCAUCCAGAAGUCUACGAGCACUGCAAACGUCUCCUCCUCCACCUGCUCGUCGUCCAGGGAGCAAACAGCAGCGUCCAGUCUGUGGCGAUGGUUCUCCUACGGAACAGAGACUUCAACGAGCCGAGGGUCCUGACUGUGAAGCCACCGGCUCCUGAGUACAACCUCACAGGAGUUCAGGAGCUGUUACCAGAUUGUCAGCCAUCCCCCAUGACAGACUCCGGCCUCAGCUCCAGCUCCACCUCAUCCAGUAUAAGUCUCGGGGCGGGGGGAACUGCUCUGUCCCACCUCUCCCCGUCGCUCCUCAGUGAGGUGAACGCCACGGCUGAGCAGGAUGAGAAAGCCAAAGCUCUCAUUGAGUUCAUCACUUCGAGAAAACGAGGCCCUCUCUGGAACCACGAGGACGUGUCGCCCAAAAACCCCAACAUAAAGAGCGCUGACCAGCUGAGUGUGUUCGUGAGACAUGUAGUGACCGUCUUCAAACAAUCCCCCUCAGGUUUCCAGCUUGAGUCCCUGCUGAGUGACAUCGCUCUGCAAACAGCUCUGUCCUGUUCCUCUCGUCACUACGCUGGCCGCUCCUUCCAGAUCUUCAGAGCGCUCAAACAACCUCUGACUCCGGCGUUACUGUCUGACAUCCUGUCCCGGCUGGUGGAGACUGUGGGAGACCCCGGAGAGGAGGCUCAGGGCUUCGUCAUUGAACUCCUCCUGACGCUGGAGUCUGGCAUCGACACGCUGGCAGACACAGUGAAGAACUACGACCUCCUCACUGCCUUAGCACAAGCUCCUACCCGCGAUCAUUUGCUGGGUCCGAAGUUUGCUGCAAACAGGAAGAGCACGGGUCAGCUGAACCUGAACAGCAGCGGUCUGUUCCAUCAUGUCCACGCUCGCAGCAACUCUCUCCGUGCCAGCCUGAUGUGCGAACGAAAAGGAGACAGACGUAGGAGUAACACCUUAGACAUAGCAGACAGACUGGGUGGAAGCCACGGAAACCUGGCCCGCACGCGGAGCUUAUCAUCAUUAGGUGGAGGAGGGGGUCCGGGAGGGGAAGCCACUCCCCCCGUGGACCCUUCGAGUCUGAUGGCCACCGUGUUCUGGAUCGCCGUCUCGCUGCUGGAGUCGGACUACGAGUUCGAGUACCUGCUGGCUCUGCGGCUGCUGAACAAGCUGCUGGGUCAGCUGCCGCUGGACCGCCCGGACAGCAGGGAGCGUCUGGAGAAGGUGCAGGCCAAGCUGAAGUGGUACAGCUUCCCCGGCCUGCUGCAGCUCUUCCUGAAGGGCUUCACCUCGGCUUCUACUCAGGAGCUCACCAUCCACCUGCUGAGCAAGCUCAUCAGUGUGUCCAGACACACGUUGAUAGACCCGUCACAAGUGGCAGGUUUCCCUCUGAACAUCCUGUGCCUCCUUCCUCAUCUCAUCCAGCACUUUGACAGCCCCACUCCUUUCUGUAAGGAGACGGCCGACAAGAUCGCCAAGGUGUGUGCGGAGGAGAAGUCGGCCACGCUCUCCAACCUCGCCCACAUGAUGAGUCUGUACAGCACGCACAGCUACUCCCGCGACUGCACCAACUGGAUCAACGUGGUUUGUCGCUACCUCCACGAUGCCUUCAACGAGAUCACCUUGAACCUGGUCACUUACCUGGCCGAGUUGCUGGAGAAGGGCCUUCCCAGCAUGCAGCAGUCCUUACUGCAGAUCAUCCACAGCCUGCUGAGUCACAUCGACCUCUCAGCCGCUCCUGUCAAACAGUUCAACCUGGAGAUCAUGAAGAUCAUCGGGAAAUAUGUUCAGAGCCCUCACUGGAAAGAGGCCCAAAACAUUUUGAAGCUGGUUGUGUCUCGCUCAGCCAGCCUCGUCGUCCCCGAUGACGUGCAGCGCUCGUACAGCACAGAAUCAUGCGGCUCGCCAGAAAUCGCCUUCACGCGCAUUUUCAACAACUCCUCCAAGGAGCUGCCAGGAAAAACUCUGGACUUCCACUUUGACAUCUCAGAGACGCCAAUCAUAGGUCAUAAAUACGGCGAUCAGCGUACUGCAGCGGGCAGGAACGGAAAGCCACAGGUGAUCGCUGUGACGAGGAGCACCUCCUCCACAUCUUCUGGCUCCAACUCAAACGGGCUCGUGCCAGUGAGCUGGAAGAGGCCUCAGCUCUCUCAGAGGAGAACCAGGGAGAGACUGAUGAAUGUCCUGUCUCUCUGUGGCCCAGAGUCUGGCAUUCCAAAAAAUCCAUCUGUAAGACUCCUCUCCUACUCUAAAGCUUCAGACAAGGUGGUGUUUUCAUCCAAUGAGGACCUGGACUCUGCAGACCAGCAGACCAGUCUCAUUCCCACGGUGGAGGAGGUGGUCAGAGAGGAGGAGGUGCAGGGAGAAGAUACGGGCAGUGAGCAGCAGUUUGGGGUCUUCAAGGACUUUGACUUCUUGGAUGUGGAGCUGGAGGAUGCUGAGGAGUUUCAGGGGGAGAGCAUGGACAACUUCAACUGGGGGGUGCGCCGCCGCUCCCUGGAGAGCAUGGACAAAGGGGACACGCCGUCUUUGCAGGAGUGCCAGUACGCGGGCAGCACGCCAAGCCUCAACCUCACCAACCACGAGGACACGGAUGAAUCGUCUGAGGAGGAGGUACUGAGCGCUAGCCAGAUUCUCACCCGCUCUGGCCUUCUGAACAGCGACUCUGCGACCGACGACACAGCGUCCAACCACGUGGACUCCCUGCAGCAGUCUCAAGAGUCGUCCAGCAGCGCCCUGACGGAGGAGGCAGCCGGCCUGCCCUCUCUGCCCUCCCUCCCUCGCCUGGAUAGCCCCAUGUUGGAGAUGGCCCAUUCAGACAGCGCCAGCAGCCAGCUGCCUGAGGACGCUGUAAGCAUGACAGCAGCCGACGAGCUGAGCAGCAGCGUGAGCGAGGACACGGGGUUUUGCAGCGCCCCCCCUCUACCCUCUGACCCGCAGGAGCUCUGUGACCUCCAAGACUCGCAUGACUCUCAGGACGCUCAGGAACCCCUGGAGAUCCAGGACCCUCAGGACACUCAGGAACCCCAGGAGAUCCAGGACCCUCACGAGGACCUGGAGCCUGCCCCCCCUCCUCCGCCGGCCAUAGACACUCCACCGGGGUCCCUCUCUGAGGAGGACCCCCAAACAGUCCUGCCCCUGGCUCUGCCUUUGCCCACGCCGCCGUCUGAGACGAAGGCAGACCCGGAUCCGGAUCCUGACAGCACGUGUGAGUCCGUGUGGGAGGAGGACGUGACGCAGGCCCUGAAGGAGCUGGAUGAACGCUGCGAGGAGGAGGAGGCAGACUUUUCUAGCAUGUCCAGUCAGGAUGAAGGUGAUGCAGACUGCUUCCCAGAGAUCCAGGCCUCUCCGCCCCCUUCGCCCUUCCUCUCUGCGAUCCUGGCGGCAUUCCAGCCUGUUGCCUAUGACAAUGAGGAAGAUGCUUGGCGUUGCCAUGUCAACCAGAUGUUGUCAGACACAGACGGGUCCUCUGCUGUUUACACCUUCCACGUGUUCUCCAGACUCUUCCAGAGCAUUCAGAGGAAAUUUGGCAGCAUCACACAUUCGUCUGUUCGCUUUCUCGGGGAGAGGCUCCAGCGAAUGGGAAAUCAGUUCCUGAGCUCCCUGGAAGUCAUGACGUCUCGCUCGCAGUGCCCCACAGUGCUGCUGGAUGCAGAGACGCUGGUCUCUUGUGGACUGUUGGAGACCCUGAAGUUUAGUGUGCUGGAGUUGCAGGAACACCUGGACACCUACAACGCCAAGAGAGAAGCAGCAGAGCUCUGGCUGGAAAACUGCAGGAAAACAUUUGGAGACAAAGACAGCAGCCAGCGACCAAACACUCACGCACAGCAAAUGGAAAAACUAGCAGAGCUGGAGUUGUGUCGCAGGCUCUAUAAGUUGCACUUUCAGCUGCUGCUGCUCUUCCAGGCGUACUGCAAGCUCAUCAGCCGGGUGGACACCAUCAAGAGGGAGGCCGAGGUGACCAACAUGUCCGAAGAACUCUCCAUCCUCGAGAGCUGUCUGAAGGAGGCAGAGACAGGAAAUGAUGGCCAGGAGGAUGUGUGCAUGUCAGACGCGGCGCAGACCAACACGGAGACGGCGAUCCAAUCGCUGAUAGAGAGUCUGAGAGGCAGAGACUUCAGCUCUGCUCUGUCGCAGGUCAAAAUCUUCAGGUCUUUGUGGCCCAACGACAUCUUCGGCAACGAGACAGACGAUGCAGUCCAGACCCUCCUGCACAUCUACUUCCGUCACCAGACGCUGGGUCAGACGGGCUGCCUGGCGGUGGUCGGCCCUAGCAGGGAUCUGUCCCAGGCCAGCACCCGCCUCAUGGAGCUCAACCUGCAGAUCCGAGAGGCUCUGAGUCAGGCGCAGGCCUGCCAGACCCACACCACCAUGGUCAGCACGGGACUGUGAGGCUGUGGGACUGCAGGGCUGCAGAACUGGACUAGACUGGACACAAAUACCCCCUCACCUGCUCUACGCAGACCUUACCUCAGCCGUAGAGAGAGGGUAGGCAGUGAGGGGCUUCAGAGGAGGACAAGAGAGACUCCACCUAUAAAGGGCUAAAGGAUGUGUGGGAAUAACUGUGACUCUUAAUAUAUUAUUACACGUAUGAAUGCUUAAAGCUAACAUCUUUCCCAGACGAAGCCAACCUGCAAAAUUCAGUUGCAAUAAGUCAUGUGGUGGUGUGUGUGGAGAAGACAGAGAGGACCCAGUGGGAUUUUUCUUCUUUUUGUUUUCUUUAACUUUUUGUUUUUUGCUGGAUCUGACCCGCGGGGUCCAACGCAGCGAGCGCUGGCCUUCCUCGGGUCCUGGGCUGGAAGUUGGUGAUGAAGCUUGUGAACCCAGUCCAGAUGAGGUGUGGGUUGUGUGAGGAUGCACCAUCAAGAUUCAUAAACGGGCAAAAAUCUUGUUUAAAAAAAAAAAAAAAAAAAGUUUUCAAAAGCAUGCUUGAAAGAGAGAAGCACUGCAAGAAUAUUUUUUUGAGAAAUGUAUUUUUUAUUAGAGCUAACAUCCUAGGUUGUAAAUGUUAGGAUAUUUAACAUGUAAUUGUAACCCUGUGGGAAGCCUUCAGGGAGUGUAAAAAGAGAAAUAUAUCUGUUUAUUGAUCUGCUCUGAGAGGAGAGUCCCUUCAACAGGUCUUCACGCAAAUCUCACUCUUUAACCAAAUAAGUAGCUGCCUUUAGACCGUGUGACAUAUAUUGGAUAUUCUGGUAUAUACGCUCACACACAAAUGCAUAUAAUUGCACAGGAGUGCAGACUGGCUACAACUCAUUAUGGAAACAUAACUUAUUUUACUCUGUAUAUAUUUUAGAAAAUGUAUAGUGUAAAACCAGUAUUUUUCCCUUGUACUUUUGUGUAAUGCACUGUUCAUCCGGGUAGGAUGUCUGUAUAAAGCUAACGAGAUGAGAGAAAGCCAA
This is a messenger RNA of Notolabrus celidotus (New Zealand spotty), 10629 nucleotides long. RefSeq names its product furry homolog, like (gene fryl). The record is from RefSeq and is a predicted model, not a curated record. Gene Ontology annotation, biological process: cell morphogenesis; neuron projection development. Gene Ontology annotation, cellular component: site of polarized growth; cell cortex. NCBI's taxonomy places the organism in Eukaryota, Metazoa, Chordata, Actinopteri, Labriformes, Labridae.